AUGAGAUUCACAACGAAUUCUCUAACUUUACUGUCUCUCAGCUCUCUCGUAAUAUGCUGGGAUUACAGUUGGCCCGGGGAAUGGGAUAAUAAAUGGCCUGUCGAUUCGACAACUGCGUCUCGGGAGGGAUGCACGGUCAGUCAUAUGGAUGCUUACGAGAUGGAGAAAGGUCGAAAACCCGUCUAUUUCUCUACUGAACCUUUAGAUGACCCAGAGACACCCAAAAUGGCUCCACUCAAUUCAACAGGUGGUGAGCAGUGGGAGUUCGAUGGCGUUUCGGAUGACGGAUUAAUGGCAUUUUGCUUCGGAUUUUAUCGCGAUCCAAACUACGCCAUUUUAGGUUCAGGAAACCUACGUCUUUCUGCAGAGUUCUCACGUGUCAACCAAGAAAGAUUCAUGCGGGUCGACUAUCCAACCAGCUCUACCGUGGAGAGUUGCCCUUGGGGAACUCGCGGAGUGUGGAAGAGCGACGACUACAGCUACACAUUUGAGAUAACGAAGGAUAUGAAAGUCGCCCGUAUCGGCGUGAACACAGAUGACCUGAAGGGAUCCCUGAUAAUGAACUCCCUAAUUCCUGCCCGCUACCCUGAUGGGUCCACCUAUCCCAACAGCGAGGCAAAUACUGAGGUUGUCCCUUACUUUCGAUGGGUAGAGCCGAUUCCUGCAGCGGAUGUCUGGGUAGAUUUGGAGAUUGAAGGAAAGCCUUACAAAUGGAGUGGCUUGGGAGGGCAUGAGCGUCUCUGGACUGCUUUCAGUUGGUUCACUUGUCUCCACGGCAUGACUGCCACUCGUAUAAAGGCCGGGCCAUAUGCAGCCAGCCACGUCAGUUUCACAUCUGCUUUUGAUAAGAGCAUUUAUCGCCCCUCAACAAUCCUUUCGAUGAACGGCGAAGUGAUAUUUUCAACUACAAAUGAGGGAGUAUCCACUACUGACGAUUAUGCCAUCCUGGAGAAAACGUACGGCGGCAAAGUGACUGGAAGUUUGAAGGAUAAAGUCACUGGCUUUGAGCUAGUGAUGGUAUCCCCCAAGUCAAAGGAUCAAUGGAGCUUUAUUAUUACGAACGAGGGUGUUGGAUUCGAGUAUAUGCUCGGUGAAGGUGUGGGAGGCACCGGAUACUCAGGAAGAGCCGUAGGUGGGCCUAUUGGUGCAAAGCAGUACUUCGGCCCGGCAUUUGCUGAGGCUCUAGAGUUCCCCAAAAAUUCUUAUCUCUUUAAGCCUAACUACGUUGAUCCCGUACCAGAAGAUAAGGACGAACUUUAG
Trichoderma virens Gv29-8 is the source of this 1260-nucleotide messenger RNA. RefSeq lists its product as uncharacterized. The record is from RefSeq and is a predicted model, not a curated record. Lineage: Eukaryota; Fungi; Ascomycota; Sordariomycetes; Hypocreales; Hypocreaceae. The transcript has a single exon. Bases 1 to 1260 code for a protein of 419 amino acids.